This is a messenger RNA of Exophiala dermatitidis NIH/UT8656, 1880 nucleotides long. Its product is annotated as glucanase. Gene Ontology annotation, biological process: glucan catabolic process. Gene Ontology annotation, cellular component: cell surface; extracellular region. Bases 366 to 1799 code for a protein of 477 amino acids. The transcript has 2 exons. Gene Ontology annotation, molecular function: beta-glucosidase activity. The record is from RefSeq and is a predicted model, not a curated record. Lineage: Eukaryota; Fungi; Ascomycota; Eurotiomycetes; Chaetothyriales; Herpotrichiellaceae.
CGAUCAGGCGCUUCUCUGGCCGGGUAUGAUCGGUGAUAGAUGCCGAAGAUCGUUCUUCUCGGGUUCCUAGGAUGAAAACAAACCAGUGCCUGCUGUCUUUGAAACGCUGAUCGGCGACAAAUGGCGUCGAUGCUGUGUCGUCUCUCGUGCCAAUCCCAAUAUUUCUCGUCCAUUCAGGCUAAAUUCGCCAUCAAUGGGUACUACAUAUACCAACUUCCACCGGAGGAAGCAUUCUUCGUGGAACGCACGUACGCGUUCAUAUUAUUGCCGUAUCAGUUGCGUGAGCGGACGACUGUGGUUAACUUGCUCCCAGAGAAGUGAAGAACGGUCACCACACAGUCGGACUGGACCGGAUAUUGUCGACCAUGGCGACAGGAAUACUCAGAGUCAAAGGCACACAGGUGGUGGACAACAACGACACUCCAGUGAUCCUACGAGGCGCCGCGAUAGGAGGAUGGCUCAACAUGGAGAACUUCAUCACCGGCUUCCCAGGACAUGAAAGCAGCAUCCGGGCCGCCAUGUUGGCAGUCAUGGGCCAAGAGAAGUACGAAUUCUUCUUCGACCGAUGGCUAUACUACUUCUUCACCGAGGCGGAUGCCCGAUUCUUCCGGUCCCUGGGGCUCAACUGCAUUCGCAUCCCAUUCAAUUAUCGACACUUUGAAGACGACAUAAACCCGCGGGUGCUGAAGGAAAGCGGAUUCAAGCAUCUGGAUCGGGUGAUCGAUCUCUGCGCCCAGCAUGGAAUCUACACGAUCCUCGACAUGCACACGGUACCCGGUGGCCAAAGUCCCGGAUGGCACGCGGACAACACGACCAGCUACGCGGCAUUCUGGGACUAUCGCGACCACCAGGACCGGACGGUGUGGCUGUGGGAGCAGUUGGCGCGCCGGUACAAGGACAACCCCUGGGUGGCGGGCUACAACCCGAUCAACGAGCCCUGCGAUCCCCAGCAUGUCCGCCUGCCGGCAUUUUAUGUCCGGCUCGAAAAGGCCAUCCGCGCCUUCGACCCGCACCACAUCCUGUGGCUGGAUGGGAACACGUUUGCCGCCGAGUGGAAAGGGUUUGACGAGGCCGUCGAGGCAUUGCCGAACUGCGUCUAUUCGCUGCAUGACUACAGCAUGAUGGGCUUCCCCACGGGCCAACCGUACAUGGGCACCAUGGAGCAGAAGCAAAAGCUUGAAGCACAGUUUUUGCGCAAGUCCGCUUUCCAGAGAACCCACCACGUUCCAAUCUGGAAUGGCGAGUUCGGUCCUGUCUACGCGAACCCAAAGUGGGACAACGACGCGGACACCGUCAACCAGCGCAGAUAUGACUUGUUGGGCGAGCAGCUGAGGAUUUAUGACAAACAUGAGAUCCCCUGGUCUAUCUGGUUGUUCAAGGAUGUUGGGUUGCAGGGCAUGGUCUACACGUCCCCCGACUCAGCUUGGAAUAAAUUGGUCGAGCCGAUACGUGAGAAGAAGAAACGUCUGCAGCUCGACGCUUGGGGGAUGUAUCCUUCCAAGGAGGUCGAGAAUGUCAUCGGCCCGCUGGUGAGCUGGAUCGACUCGGUCUCUCCCACCGCCAAAGAUGUGUAUCCUCCCACCUGGAAUACCCGGAGACAUAUCGAGCGGGCUGUCUUGCAGACGUUUUUGGCCGAGACGUUUGUGAAUGAGUUUGCUGAAUUGUUUCGCGACAAGGACCAGACCGCGCUGGAAGAACUGGCCAAGAGCUUCGCUUUUGACAAUUGCAUCCAGCGUGAAGGUCUGAAUAAGAUAAUGGCCGAUUAUGCGGACUUAGCGUCGAAGAAGCGAGGGGAAUAGACGGACUAGCCAUACACUAUACUGCAAUUCAGAUUAGUUUCUGACGUAGAUGGUUGGCCACAUACUAUAUUAAAGGUGCUG